Molecule: messenger RNA, 1786 nt
Organism: Leucoraja erinaceus (little skate)
Lineage: Eukaryota; Metazoa; Chordata; Chondrichthyes; Rajiformes; Rajidae
Product: IQ motif and SEC7 domain-containing protein 3-like
Exons: 4
Coding region: 962-1786 (274 amino acids)
Source: RefSeq, a predicted model, not a curated record
CAGGGCGCACAAGUUGCCGAACCAAGCCACGAUGCAACCGGUCAGCAUGCUCUCUACUGUAGAUGUUCGAGAGCGUCCUCCUUGACAAACUGGCUCUCCGGAAUCUUCUCAGGAAGUAGAGGCGCUGAUGUGCUUUCUUUAUAAUUGCAUCAACGUUCUCGGACCAGGAGAGAUCUUCAGAAAUAUGCACGCCCCCUGCCCCAGCUACCUACUCUGGCAGCUCGUUUCACACACGAACCACCCUUUGUGUGAAAGAGUUACCCCUCAGAUUCCUCUUCCCCUCAGACUUUCGCCUUCACCUUAAACCCAUAUCCUUUGGUCCUGGGUAGACAAAAAUGCUGGAGAAAUCCAGCGGGUGCAGCAGCAUCUAUGGAGCGAAGGAAAUAGGCAACGUUUCUGGACAAAACCCUUCUUCAGAGGAUUGCCCAACUCUGGGCAAGAGACGGUACACAAAAAAGCUGGAGAAACUCAGCGGGUGCAGCAGCAUCUAUGGAGCGAAGGAAAUAGGCAACGUUUCGGGCCGAAACCCUUCUUCAGAACCUCCUCUCUAUCUGGGCAAGAGACCAUGUGCGUCUUCCCGGACGACUCCACUCAUGAUUGUGUCCACUUUAAUAUCCCCCAUUGAGAUUUUGAAAGAUGAAGACUCAAGGAGUGACUCUGUGCAGCCUAUAGCUGGCGACUCGGCAACAUAUGCCACAGGAGGAGGUUCGAUGCUGUGCUUUGAUUUAUUCCGGUGGGCGCUGGAAAUGUUGCAGGGUGCCUUUAAACCGGCGCGUUGUGGCUUUAAGGAGCGUGGCUGUGCGUCGGUAUCCAGCUGGUCCAGAGGAAGGAGCAGUAGCAUCAGCAGCAGCAUCAGCAUCAGCCUGAGUGCGGAGCAGCAUCAGCAUCAGCAGCAGCAUCAGCAGCAUCAGCAUCAGCAGCAGCAGCAGCUCGCAUCUAUCUCCCUGCUUCCUCCCCGGCCAUGGAGAGCCUGAUGGAGAACCCGAUGAGGGCGGUGCUGUACCUCAAAGAGUUGACCACCAUCGUGCAGAACCAGCAGACCCUCAUCCAGACCCAGAGGCACAGGAUCCGCGAGCUGGAGCUGAAGGUGGAGGAGCUAUUGGAGGAGAACCGGAGCUUGAAAGAGCAGCCGGCCAGCGGCAGCGGCAGCAGCAGCAGCGGCGGCAAUAAUAACAACGGCGGCGGCAGCAACAGCAACAGCAGUAGCAGCAGCGGCCCCCACCACCGCCACCACCGCCACCACCACCACUACCAACAGCAGCAGCAGCAGCAACAGCAGAGAGAUCUCCAGCCUCACGACCCACAGCACAAACACCCCGCCAUCAACGCCAGGGCACCGACCCCCUGCAAUCCACAAAACGAGAACGUUUUGCACCAGUUCUGUUGCCCAGCGGCCGAUGCAGACCAGCAACUCCCCUCCAGCGCUCACUCGUCCAGUAACGAAGCCAUCUCUCCCGGAGGCGACUCGGUGAACUCCGAGGCAGACGGCCCAGUGAAGAGCGCAGGUGAAUGUGAGAUGAUGGUCGUGGCGACGGAGGCUGCCGGGCCGGACAGUGCCGGCGACUCGGUGAAAUGCCCGUCGCCCGAGGCCAAGGCUUGCCGCAUGGUCCCCCUCUCCAGCGCAAUGCUGCAGAAAGCCAGCUUGCACCACACCGCCUCACCCAUGAGAAUGCAGCGUGGCAAAGGGACAGCAGCCUGCUCACACCAGCCGGCCUCCGACUACGAGUUGUCCCUGGAUCUGAAAAACAAGCAGUAUGAAUAUCAGGAAGGGAAAGACUGUGUUUAG